GUUAAAUUUUGACCAAGGAAAUGAUUGCUGAACUCAGUUCCAUAAGCAUCACCCGGUCACACUUUAUUUCCAGUCUGGAAUUAACGUCUUCAGUCUCCACACUCUGUACUUCCCAAAGUCAGCUUUUCUGGGAGGGCUGGGGCAGCUGCCUCUCUGGGGAGAUGCUGGAGGUCUCGGAAUCACCUCGUGUGGCCUCAGGACCUGGUUGGAGCCACACCAAGUGACACCAGCAGUCAGAUGCCCAGAGAGCCUGAGCCUCCAGCCCUAGUCUGCGAAGCCAGCGAUUGCUGACAUGCUCCCAGCCGCCCAGCUGGAGAAGCCACUGUGGGCACCGCUGUGGGGGAAGCAGGCCCGUCGCCCGGGCCCCUUUGCUCUGGGCCAGUCUCUGUGAGGUGGGCCCCUCUCCUGGGCCCCUUGAGCAGGUUCUAUGGCAUUUUCUGAACUCCUGGACCUCGUGGGCGGCCUGGGCAGGUUCCAGGUUCUCCAGACAGUGGCUCUGAUGGUCUCCAUCAUGUGGCUGGCCACCCAGAACAUGCUGGAGAACUUCUCGGCCGCCGUGCCUAGCCACCGCUGCUGGGCACCCCUCCUGGACAACAACACAGCCCAGGCAGGCGUCCCAGGGGAGCUAAGUCCCGAGGCGCUCUUGGCUGUCUCCAUCCCACCAGGCCCCAACCAGGACCCCACCAGUGCCGCCGCUUCCGCCAGCCACAGUGGCAGCUCUUGGACCCCAACACCACGGCCUCCAGCUGGAGCGAGGCUGACACAGAGCCGUGUGUGGACGGCUGGGUCUAUGACCACAGCACCUUCACCUCCACCAUCCCCCCUCCUCUCCCACCAGUGGGACCUGGUGUGUGAAUCUCAUGCACUGAAGCCCAUGGCCCAGUCCAUCUACCUGGCUGGGAUUCUGGUAGGAGCUGCUGCGUGCGGCCCUGCCUCAGACAGGCUCGGGCGCAGGCUGGUGCUGACCUGGAGCUACCUUCAGAUGGCCGUGACGGGCACAGCAGCUGCCUUCGCCCCCGCCUUCCCUGUGUACUGCCUGUUCCGCUUCCUGUUGGCCUUUGCCAUGGCGGGCGUCAUGAUGAACACAGGCAGUCUCCGUAAGUCUCCAACCUGGCACCAUGCAGGGGGGCUCCAUGCAGGCUCCAGGGCUGACCCACUUGGUCUCUUUGCAGUGAUGGAGUGGACAGCGGCGUGGGCCCGACCCUUGGUGAUGACCUUGAACUCUCUGGGUUUCAGCUUCGGCCAUCUCCUGAUGGCCGCGGUGGCCUACGGAGUGCAGGACUGGAUGCUGCUGCAGCUGGCCGUCUCAGUCCCCUUGUUCCUCUCCUUUUUGUGCUCAUGGUGGCUGGCAGAGUCUGCACGAUGGCUCCUCACCACAGGCAGGCUGGACCAGGGCCUGCAGGAGCUGAGGAGGGUGGCUGCCAUCAACAGGAAGGGGGCAGUGUGUGACUCGCUGACCCCUGAGGUCUUGUUUUCAGCCAUGCGGGAGGAGCUGAGAGUGGGCCAGGCUCCUGCCAGCCUGGGCACCCUGCUCCGCAUCCCCAGCCUGCGCCUCCGGACCUGUAUCUCCACAUUGUGCUGGUUUGCCUUUGGCUUCACCUUCUUUGGUCUGGCCCUGGACCUGCAGGCCCUGGGCAGCAACAUCUUCCUGCUCCAGACACUCAUUGGUGUUGUGGACAUCCCAGCCAAGACGGGCUCCCUUCUGCUGCUGACCUACCUGGGCCGCCGCCCCACACAGGCCGCAUCCCUGUUGCUGGCAGGGCUCUGCAUUCUGGCCAACACACUGGUGCCCCAGGAAAUGGGGGAUCUGCGCUCAGCCCUGGCCGUGCUGGGGCUGGGCGGGGUGGGGGCUGCCUUCACCUGCAUCACCAUCUACAGCGGCGAGCUCUUCCCUACCGUGCUCAGGAUGACCGCAGUGGGCUUGGGCCAGAUGGCGGCCCGUGGAGGAGCCAUCCUGGGUCCUCUGGUCCGGCUGCUGGAUGUCCACGGCCCUUGGCUGCCCUUGCUGGUGUACGGGAUGGUGUCGGUGCUGAGUGGUCUGGCCGCACUGCUUCUGCCUGAGACCCAGAACCUGCCACUGCCUGACACCAUCCAAGAUGUGCAGAACCAGGCAGUAAAGGCCGCAACACAUGGCAUGCUGGGUAACUCUAUCCUGAAAUCCACACAUUUUUAGUCUCCUGGGGAGCCUGCAAUGGGAUGUUCGGAGGAAGAGUCUUCUUCUGUCAUCUGGAGAAAGCAGGAGGAGAGCAAAGGCCUCCGCUUCCACAGGACCCAGAGGCUGCCCUCUUAGGUUCCCAUUCUCCCCAGGGGUGCCCCUCCAGCUGAGCUCUGCCCCUUUCACAACAAAAGGGCCCCCUUCAAUACUGAAGGGGCAAAGGAUGGUUUGAUUGGCAGGAGGUGGCCCAGGGCAUCAUCACCCUGCUCUGCCCUCCUGGCUUUGGAAAGCAGAGGAGCCAGGCCCAGGGGAAUGAGCUGGCCAACUCUCUGCUUGCCUCCUCACUGCCACUUGUCCCCCCACCGCCGUCCACCUGUCCAGAGCUCAGAGCUAACCACCAUCCAUGGUCAAGACCUCUCCUGGCUCCACACAAGCAGUAGUCUCAGCUCUGCAGCUUUACCCAGAAGCCCCUGUGAGCCUGGCCCCUGGCCCCUCCCCAUGUCCCUCCAGACCUCAACCACCUGCCCACCACAUCCUCUACCUGCAGUCCUCUUCCCACCCUCAUCCCUGACAGACUCUACUUAACCCCCAAACUCAGGCCAGUGGCCCUCCUUCCAGGGGUCCAAGGCCAGCCAGAGGUGCCCGUGAAACUCCUACCCACAGUUACAGCCACAAGCCUGCCUCCUCCCACCCUACCAGCCUAUGAGUUCCCAGAGGGUUGGGACAGUCCCAUGACCCCAUGUCCCAGCUCCCCACACAGUGCUGGGCCAGAGGGGCAUUGUUGCAAGGGAUUGAAUAAAGGAACAAAUGAAUGGCUGCCC
Callithrix jacchus (white-tufted-ear marmoset) is the source of this 2976-nucleotide messenger RNA. RefSeq names its product solute carrier family 22 member 12 (gene SLC22A12). Lineage: Eukaryota; Metazoa; Chordata; Mammalia; Primates; Cebidae. Gene Ontology annotation, biological process: transmembrane transport. Gene Ontology annotation, cellular component: membrane. The record is from RefSeq and is a predicted model, not a curated record. Gene Ontology annotation, molecular function: transmembrane transporter activity.